CUUAACUGGCUUGAGAAUGUUCGUCUAUUGCAAGCAAGAGGGUGAAGUAUGGAGUGACCUGUGAUAAAAAUCUCCCACAGCAGCUUUUGAAUAACUGAAUGGAGCACAGUGAUGGUCGUCAUGGUGAUGGUGUACCGAUGGUUUAGUAGAACUGACCAGAACUUGCCGCCAUGUCCGGUCAGACCACUGCCUGUAGUUGGUCAUCUGUUGUCUCUGGACAAAGACCCCAGGGAACAGUACAAGAGAUGGAGGAAGCAGUGUGGGGACAUCUUCAGCCUGUAUCUUGGUGAGAAACUGAUGGUCGUUCUGAACGGAUAUGACGUCAUCUAUGAAGCUUUGGUUACCAGGGGAGAUGAAUUUUCGGACAGGCCCCGGAUGUUUGUUCACGAAGCAAGCGGAUCCAGCUACACAGACAAAGGUUUCGCCUUUCUCUCAGGGAACCUGUGGAGGGAGAACCGGGCGACGUCGAUGCGACUGUUGAAACAGCUCGGCAUGGGAAGGAACAUCAUGGCAGAGAAAAUACAAGAGGAGGUCAGUUCUUACCUCACAGCUUUAUCUCACCUGCAAGGACAACCGACUGACAUUAGGGACUUGACAUAUGCCAGCGUUUCAAAUGUCACCUGUUCGUUGAUGUUCGGUCACAGGUUUGAUUACGACGACGUAGAAUUCCAGCGAUUGCUCAGUCUAAUGAGGGACGUCAUGUCUAACGUGCAGAUGAACUCCCUUUUAAAUUUUAUUCCGUUGCUGAAGUUUGUUCCGGGGGAUUUUUUGAUGACUCGAAAUACUACUUUCGCCCUACGUGAAAUAAUUAACUUUGUUAAAUCGUAUGUUGACAAACACAAAGAAAGUACAUACAAGCAUAACAGUGAAGCUUCGGAAAAUUUCAUCUCAGCUUACUUUAAAAACAGAGAUUUAAUAAAAACGUGCAGUGAGUUGUUUUUUGGAGGAACAGAAACUGUAGCUCAGACGAUCGCGUGGUGUGUCCUGUGUAUUGUCAACUACCCGGAUGUACAAGAGAAGAUCCACCUCGAGAUCAAGGAACAGAUCGGGGCUCUGCGCAUGCCAAACAUCCAGGACAAAACGAGGCUGCCUUAUCUAGUUGCCGUCAUCAAUGAGACGGUUCGACUUUCAAGUAUUUUACCUUUUGCCGUGCCACGCUCGUGCUCCACAGACACGGAAAUUUCCGGUUACAAAAUCCCCAAAGGUUCCUACAUUUGUCCAAACUUAUCCUCUGUUUUACAUGACGAAAAGAUCUGGGGCGAUAACGUUAUGACCUUUCAUCCUGAGAGAUUCCUGGAGCAUGACGGGAAACUGAAAAAGAUUGAAGAGUUUGUCCCAUUCUCUCUCGGUCCACGGAAUUGUUUUGGAGUCUCCCAGGCCAAGAUGGAACUGUUCCUCUUUCUCUCUGCAAUGUUUCAACGCUUUGAGUUCCGGUCACAUGACCCGGUCCGUAAACCUUCUAUGGUGAGUGUGCCAGGGUUCACCUCGUCUCCUUGACCUUUCAAGGUCAUUGU
This is a messenger RNA of Physella acuta, 1514 nucleotides long. Its product is annotated as cytochrome P450 2B2-like. The record is from RefSeq and is a predicted model, not a curated record. Gene Ontology annotation, molecular function: heme binding; iron ion binding; oxidoreductase activity, acting on paired donors, with incorporation or reduction of molecular oxygen, reduced flavin or flavoprotein as one donor, and incorporation of one atom of oxygen. Gene Ontology annotation, biological process: xenobiotic metabolic process. NCBI's taxonomy places the organism in Eukaryota, Metazoa, Mollusca, Gastropoda, Physidae. Gene Ontology annotation, cellular component: cytoplasm; intracellular membrane-bounded organelle.